AUGGUGCUGGCUGUUGAUGGCCUGGGUGGCCGCCUGGCACUUAGGAAACCGUUGAAUGUCAUUGUUCGUUCUUGUGAGUGUGGCAGUGGUGCCGUGUCACUGUUUUUGCUCAUUAUCUUAACAUUCCUUUUUCUCCUUUCAGUUACUUUAGAACAAAUCCGGAUGAAGAUUGAUCACCUUAAAAAAGAAAACAAGGAUCUAGAAAAAAACAUAGUCAGGGAAGCAAAGAAGCAAGGAGAAACAAAGAGAAAACAUGAGCUUUCCCUUGCUCGAGUACAUAAGUUGAAAGGCCAAGAUGAAUUGGGGGAUCAAGAGCUUGGAGCCUUGACAUCUAAGAACCAAGAACUGAAAGAAAGGAAAACGUUCCUGGAAGACCGGUGUAAUGCCCUGAGUUCUCAGAAAACUGCUAAGGAAGCAGAAUUGGACCUGCUCAAGAAGAAAGUGGAUAUGGUGGUGGAGUUCUCUGAAAAACGAAAACGGACUGCAGAAGAGAAGCUAGAAGAGAUACUUUGUGAAUUAAAUGCAACGAAGAAUGAGCUGUUAGCUGCCGAUGAAAAGCUGAAAUUAACCAAAGAAGAAAUGGACAAGUACAGACAAGAAGUGGAAGAAAUGGAAGAUCAGCUGCUGGAGGCUGAGCUCACCUUCAAUCACCAGGUAACCUGA
Molecule: messenger RNA, 663 nt
Organism: Lontra canadensis (Northern American river otter)
Lineage: Eukaryota; Metazoa; Chordata; Mammalia; Carnivora; Mustelidae
Product: transport and Golgi organization protein 1 homolog
Exons: 7
Coding region: 1-663 (220 amino acids)
Source: RefSeq, a predicted model, not a curated record